ACCAGCUUCUUUAUCGCAGCCUCAAAUCGGCGUGGACUAUCUACAUCAAAGACAACCACCGCCAACUCUCUACCACAAACAGUCCGUAAGACCGCCUCCUUACCCUCCUCUCCCGGUAUCACUGCGGCAGUCCACCAAACUUUUACCACCGGCACCACUUGUACCCUCCCGUCCACAUCCCCGGACCGUCUUUACCUCGAGCAAGCCUCAGCCGCUUCGUCUCGUUCAGGAAUCACUCAACUCGCGCAAGCGCAAACCACCUGUCUUUUACGCCCAGCACACACGGACUCUGGUUCAGUCCGUGACUUACAUUACUAUCCACCAGGACUCUUCUUCUUCUUCUCUUUCCUACUCGCCAACCGCGACAACAACAACAACAACAACCUUCAAGAUGUCCAACGCCAACCCUACCAUGCCUAAGGUCUCUAACCUCCCCCCUGUCCCUGCCGGAGCCCGCUCAGGUUAUCUCUCCCCAACGAAGGAAGAAAUGCUCGCUGACCUUCGACACCAGCUCGACGACAACAACACUGACGGCUCCUCCGUCGACUCCCGCGGCCGUCGCCGCCGCAGAAACAAGGGCGCCCUCCAGAAGCAGGGCGGUCUUGCCGGCCCUCAGACCCUUCCCCGUCUGGCCGACACCAAGCCCGUCCGUCUCCAGCUUGGCUUGAACCUUGAUGUCGAGCUCGAGCUGAAGGCUAGACUGCAGGGCGAUGUCUCGCUUACUCUUCUAGUCGAAAACAAGACACCCCAGAAACGACCUCCAUCUUCCACCCAACUUCACCUCAACUCCUCCACCCACUCCGUCACCGUCGACGAACUCUUCCAUCUCCGGCUCGGCAGGCUCCGCCUGCAUCAGCGCUGGCUCGACCACGAUGUCAGCCCUAGCCUGACGGCCGCCGUGGCAGUCUUGAUUGGGAUGGGUGGGUUUUUGUGUGGGGUGUUGGUUUCUUCUGCGUCUUGCUGUUGUUGUUUCUCAUGGCCAUGGUCAUGGAUAUGGGUGGUGCAAUUGCUUUGGGACGUAAUGAUGAUCAACACCAUCUCCACGAUGGUUCCUUCUUGGAUGACGGGGAUGGCAACUACAAUGACAACGACAAUGAUGGAAAUGGGCUCAGUGGCGAUGGAAGCAGCAGCAGCAACAAUAACAACAACGUCCUGGUCAUAUUUCCAUGUUUUGCUUCAGCAGGGCUUGACAUCAGCGUCUUUCGAAUGGGUUGGCGUUACAAACAUCAUUGGGGUUGGGGUCAUGGGAUGAGUCCAGCUGGGGCCAAUCGGUUUCAUACCAUCCAUCCAUUCUCUGUUUUGGUCUGGUCUGGUCUGGUUGAGGAAAAUGGAAGAGAGAAAGAAACAGGGGGGGACUGGGGGGAAGGCAAAUGCAAUGGUUUGUAAUGAUACAACGGAUUGGAGCAUUCGCAUGGAAAUGGAUAUGGGAAUAGGAACAAGAAGCACAAGACGGAGAGGAGAGCAAGGAGAAUAGGACUUGGCCCUUCCACUCCAUACUGUGUCAUUCUUAGCUUGUCUUUUCCUAGGGGGAUUGAGGGGGUUUCCGUGGGUUGUACGAUACAUGUGGGAAGGGGAUAGAACAGAAUGCAUUUUCGCUUUUUUAUUCAUU
Messenger RNA from Neurospora crassa OR74A, 1609 nucleotides. RefSeq lists its product as hypothetical. The transcript is spliced from 3 exons. Lineage: Eukaryota; Fungi; Ascomycota; Sordariomycetes; Sordariales; Sordariaceae. The record is from RefSeq and is a predicted model, not a curated record. The coding region runs from base 392 to 1252 and encodes 286 amino acids.